Molecule: messenger RNA, 1674 nt
Organism: Notolabrus celidotus (New Zealand spotty)
Lineage: Eukaryota; Metazoa; Chordata; Actinopteri; Labriformes; Labridae
Product: tubulin alpha-1C chain-like
Exons: 4
Coding region: 123-1472 (449 amino acids)
Biological process (GO): microtubule cytoskeleton organization; mitotic cell cycle
Cellular component (GO): cytoplasm; microtubule
Molecular function (GO): structural constituent of cytoskeleton; GTP binding
Source: RefSeq, a predicted model, not a curated record
ACUAUAAAAUUGUGUGCGUGUCAUGCUGACGGGACUUCACUCACAGGGAUCUCAUCAUAGGUGCACUGUGAAACUUUAAACUUCUUCUACUCUUUUAAAAAAAAGACAAUCAGAGCAGCAAAAUGCGUGAGUGUAUCUCUAUCCAUGUCGGCCAGGCUGGUGUCCAGAUGGGCAACACCUGCUGGGAACUGUACUGCCUGGAGCACGGCAUCCAGCCGGACGGCCACAUGCCCAGCGAGAAGCCUUCCGGUGGCUACGACGACUCCUUCACCACCUUCUUCAGUGAGACCGGCAACGGGAAGUAUGUCCCCAGAGCCAUCUUUGUCGACCUGGAGCCCACAGUCAUCGACGAGGUUCGUACUGGCACAUACCGCCAGCUCUUCCAUCCUGAGCAGCUGAUCUCAGGAAAGGAGGAUGCUGCCAACAACUACGCCCGUGGUCACUACACCGUGGGGAAGGAGCACAUUGACUCUGUGCUUGACAGGAUCCGUAAACUGUCUGAUCAGUGUACCGGACUCCAAGGUUUCCUUGUCUUCCACUCCUUUGGUGGAGGAACCGGCUCUGGCUUCACCUCCCUGCUGAUGGAGCGCCUCUCGGUUGACUUUGGCAAGAAGUCCAAGCUCGAGUUCGCCAUCUACCCUGCUCCUCAGGUGUCCACUGCUGUAGUCGAGCCGUACAACUCCAUCUUGACCACCCACACUACCCUGGAGCACUCCGACUGUGCCUUCAUGGUAGACAACGAGGCCAUCUAUGAUAUCUGCCGCAGGAACCUGGACAUUGAGCGUCCAUCAUACACCAACCUGAACCGCCUCAUCAGCCAGAUUGUCUCCUCCAUCACUGCUUCUUUGCGCUUCGACGGCGCCUUGAAUGUGGACUUGACCGAGUUCCAGACCAACUUGGUGCCCUACCCAAGAAUCCACUUCCCUCUGGCGACCUAUGCUCCGGUUAUCUCAGCUGAAAAAGCGUACCACGAGCAGCUCACUGUCGCAGAAAUCACCAACUCCUGCUUCGAACCUGCCAACCAGAUGGUGAAGUGUGACCCACGUCACGGGAAGUAUAUGGCGUGCUGUCUGCUGUACCGUGGUGAUGUUGUACCCAAAGACGUCAACACAGCCAUCAGCAACAUCAAAACCAAGCGCAGCAUCCAGUUCGUGGAUUGGUGCCCCACUGGGUUCAAGGUGGGAAUCAACUAUCAGCCUCCAACUGUGGUUCCUGGAGGAGAUCUCGCCAAGGUGCAGAGAGCCGUGUGCAUGCUGAGCAACACCACCGCCAUCGCCGAGGCCUGGGCACGACUCGACCACAAGUUCGACCUCAUGUACGCCAAGAGGGCCUUCGUGCACUGGUACGUGGGAGAGGGGAUGGAGGAGGGCGAGUUCUCUGAGGCCAGGGAGGACAUGGCAGCCCUGGAGAAGGACUACGAGGAGGUCGGAGUCGACUCGUUCGAGGAGGAUGAAGAGGGCGAGGAGUAUUAAAGACCGGUUGAAGCUUUCUUUGAUGUAACAGGUUGAAGUGAAGUGUUGAUGAUUUGUAGACCGCUUAAAAACACGAAUGCUACUGCGAGGAGCAGUUUUUACAAGAUUAGUCCCAUGGUGUUUGGUUUAAAGAAUAAAGACUCUCUGAACAGAGAGAGGAUGUGCCUUUAAUGCCUUUUCUAAUUAAAGCUGUUUACACCUA